Molecule: messenger RNA, 3165 nt
Organism: Fonsecaea multimorphosa CBS 102226
Lineage: Eukaryota; Fungi; Ascomycota; Eurotiomycetes; Chaetothyriales; Herpotrichiellaceae
Exons: 2
Coding region: 1-3165 (1054 amino acids)
Biological process (GO): regulation of transcription by RNA polymerase II
Cellular component (GO): SAGA complex
Molecular function (GO): transcription coregulator activity
Source: RefSeq, a predicted model, not a curated record
AUGGCUGCGGUUAUGGCGAAGCCUGCGGGGACGGCGACCAAGAUGAAGAAACCCCCUCCGCCUCUUGUUCAGACCAAUUUGAACGGUAUCAAGCCCACGGCGCCGUCCUCUUCGCCUUCCAGUGCGCGGAAGACUCUUCCUGGACAGAACCCGACGCCAACGUCUACGACCAGUAACACCGCCAUCGCAAAUACCGCCGCCCGACCGAAUCGACGAGUACAGCGCUUGACGACAAGAAAUAGCACGGCUGAUGGUGGACCUCUGGAUAAGCGGGCUUCUAAGAAAUAUCCGGAGCCUCAUGUCCCCAAAGAAUCCCACAUUCUCCGCAAAUACAAAGGGUGCGCGCCCUCUCUAAUCGUACACCUUCAUCCUACGCAUUUCCGGUUCGAUCAGCAGGAUGGUAGCUUCAGUUACCACUCCGAGAUGCGUGUCUUCAUUGAACAUCUGGCCAGAGGCACGAUUCCACAUGAUAUGGUAGAAGAGUUUCGGAAGUCGGAGGUAAAAUACUACGACGGUUGGCUCAUUGUGCGGGUGGUCGACCACAAGUCAGUCGCAAAGGAUGCUGCCGCUUCUGGUGCCGCUGCAGACGACGAAAAACCAUUUUCCAUCCACAACUAUAACCAGUACAUAACUCCUUCGCCCUACGCACCAUACCCUACGAAGGAACAGUCUGUUGCAAAGUCCCCUCCCCUAAAACAAGAACAGACCUCGAACGACAGCAGGGCCCAUCCCAGUUCCGACGAUACCAUCGAUGUCGCGCCCAAAUCAUCAAAACCGCAGCCGAAGGUCUAUCACGUCGCCCUGCGACCCACCAUUCUCUCCCGACACAUGGAUCUCGUCAUUGAUGCCAUGACUCCAGACCCGAAGUCACUGAAUCGGAAGCAGUCACAAGCAAACGUAAAUAGCCGUGCACCCGGAACUGGUGCUCCGCAGACUCCGAUAUCAGCCAUUCCACCGACUCCAUCGACUGAAAAAGGGCCGCCCUUCAAGAAGAUAAAGUUGAAGAUUGAUCCCAAGGAUAUGCUUGAGUAUGAAGGGAGGGUGGUAAAUGCGACGGCCCCUCCUUUGUAUCUAGAGCCUGUUGAGAGCCUGGAGGAAGCGGAAACCCUCAUGACCCAGCUGAGAGAUCCACUUCACGACCAACGACCACCAUCACCUAAGAGCCGAAAAAGGACAGUUGCUGAAUUGGCGGCAGAUGACGCGCAUGCCAAGGGACAAGAACGAUUUAUGCUUAUCAUGGAUGAGCGUACUGCGGGUACUAAUGGUGCUGCAAAUGCUGCUGGAGUGGACGGUCAAGCGGCCGCCGCUCUCUUCCAGCCCCGUUUCGAGAAGUUCAAUGCUCUUGAUAACAUCAAGCGAGAAAUUGCCGAGCGCAAGCAGCGUGAGAAAGAUCGGCAGCUUCAAGAAGACGAAAAUAGAAGAGGCCAGCAAGAACGGCUCCAGGAAGAGGAGAAAAAGCGAAUCAUGAUGCAACGUGCGCAGGAAGCACGAAUGCUGCGAGCUCGUCAGCAAGAAAUGGCGGCGGCGGCAAUGCAGGCCCAGCAGGCCCAGCAGCAGCAACAACAAUUACAACAGCAACUACAGCAGCAGCAGCAACAACAACAACAGCAGGCCGCUCAAGUUGCUCAAAGGCCCCCCUCUCAGCAAGUCAACGGCAUACCCCCGAACAUGCAGACCCAAAUCAUGGCCGGUCAACAGCGGGGAUCGCCUAUUAUCCGUCAAGGCACCCCACUCGCGGCGUCCUCACCUCUUGUUGCAAAUGCUGCUCAAGGCGGCGUGCCCAUGGCGAUGUCUGGUUCUCAGCAGGGGCACGGAUCUCCGCCAAGACCAAGCUCGGCCGUACAGCACGGCCACCCCAGUGCACCUAUGACCCGGGCGCCCAGUACUCAGGGCCCAAGUCGAAAUGGCACUCCACAGAUACCUCACGGUACACCUGCUCAAAGGAAUGCCACCCCGAUCAUGCGACAGAAUACUCCUGCGCAGCCCGUUACUCAUGGUAGCCCUCACGGAGCUACUCCACAAAUGGUAGCUGCUGGGAUGAUUCCCGGGAUGCAAGCGCAGAUGCCAAACGGUGUGCCCAGACAGAUGAAUCCUCAACAACUAGUUGAGAUGCAACGACGCCAUGCUAUGCAACAACAGGCUGCCGCGCAGGCCCAGCAAGCAGCGAUGCAGCAGCAAAUGGUCAAUGGAACUCCGCAAAUGUCGCCUGCUCAAGUGGCGCAUAUACAGGCACAACAUCACGCACAGGUGGAUCGGCAAGCUGCAAUAGCUCGCCAAGCUGCUCAACAACAGCAGCAGCAGCAGCAGCAACAGCAGCAACAGCAGCAACAGCAGCAACAGCAGCAACAGGCAAUGCAACAACAGCAGCAACAACAACAGCAGCAACAACAACAGCAGCAACAACAACAGCAGCAACAGCAGCAAGGGACUCCGCAAAGCGCACACAUGUCACCCAAUCCUGCCCAAAGUCAGAAAGCCUACAACCAAUCUGUUGCCGAGCAUGUCAAGGCUCAAAUGCAGAGCCUGCAGCAAGCGCAAAAUCACGGAUCUCCAGCGCCAAAUCACAUGACUCCUCAGCAGCAAGCAGCUCAGCUAGCUCACGCACAACAACAGCAACGAAUGAUGCAAGCAGUCCAAGCCCAAGCCCAAGCCCAGGGACAGAUGAUGGGACAAGGAGUACCCCAUCCCCAACAACGGCCGCAGGUGGAUCCUCAACUCAAACAACUAUUUCAGCAGACUCUGCAAAGCUAUACACAACGCUUCGCACAACAAGCUGCGCAAAAGUAUGGUGGAAACGUGCAAAUGCUGCAACCGCAGGAAAUGCAACAUGUACAAAUGCAAGCUCAGAGGUUCGCACAGGCGGCAAUCCAGAAGCGUCAGGCGGCAAUGAAUCAAAUGGCGCAGAUGCAACAAGCUCAGGUGCGACAACAGAUGGCACAACAAGGCGGUGGAAUGCAGAAUGGUAUGAUGAAUAUGCAGAAUAUGCAGGGAGUCAAUCCAAACAUGGCGGCGGUGUUGCAGCAGCAGCAGGCGCAACAUAUGCAGCAGAUGCAGAUGCAACAUGCUCAGCAGAUGAUGGCGGCUCAACAACAACAACAACACCAACAGCAGCAGCAGCAGCAACAACAACACCAACAGCAAAACAUGCAGUUCCAGCAGAGAUAA